GGUGUCAGGUACUUUUGUCUCAGCAACGAGAGAAAGGUAAGACAUAACUUCUCAUUUUCCAUAAUCAUGUCAGCCAACUGCUUAUUGAUCUCUAUGUAGAUUUCUUACUGUUUUUGUUUCUCUAGAGAAACUUUUAAGACCAAGAAAUAGGGCCUGGUAUAUACUUAAUAUAUUAUUCUUGCAGCAGAGCAGACAAUAUACUAUAGUAAGGGAUUAGUGGCCAGAAAAUGUGAUGUUGCCAAAGAUGUGUAACUACUUAAUACAGGUGACCCUGAAAUCCCACAAUUGUCACCAGAUGUAAAUUCACGCACCGAAUGGUGUCAGAUCCCAGCUCAUCGCAGGACCCGUGAUGCAGACGGGUCCUGAGACACAGGUUUGAAGAGAUCAUGAGCGUGGGGCCCUCAGCGAAGAUGAGGUGCCACUCCACGAAGGGACAGCGGCCUGCUCCCUCUUCCCUUCCUCAGGCGAGGACUACGCAAUCACAUGUCCAGCCAGGAAGCGGCCCUCGGCAGAAACCAGCCGUGCCGGCACCCUACCCCCGAUUUCCAGGGUUCCGACUGCGAGAAGCGGCUGCUCUGUGAGCGAGCCAGCCCGCGGUGUCUUGCCAGGCAGACCGACCGCCUGGGGCAGGACCCCAAGUGUAAGAACCAUAACCCCUUGCACUUGGAGUAUUAUGUUUAACUCAAAUGACUUCAGUGAUCACUGAGGCCAGUCGGGGCAAGAUGGGGUCCGCUUCUGCCCCAAGACGGAAAAGGUUCUUAACGUAUGAACCGUGCUAAGUAGUGUUAAAACGCCUUUUCUGAGCAAUGGUAGAACAGGUAUCUCUUAAGAAGAACGGAACGCAGCAAAAGCCAACCGUCAGGCCAGCAUUUGAAAGCCAGAGCGACGGGAAAGUGAGGGUCGACCCUUCCUGGUUUGAAGACUGGAUUACUCAAGGCCUCACUAACACGGACACUGGGCCGGAAGCAGUAGCCCAGUUUCUUGACGCUCCCGGAGCAAAGCUUGACGCUGAUACGCAGGACUAUACCUGGACUUCCCGGCGGCUGGCGCAAGGCCGGGCACGCGUGUGCGCAGAUGUCUGCGCGUGCCGUACAAGAGGACCCAGAACCCACGCAAGCCUCUGCUCGGGCACUACAAUACCUAGAGAAAGGUUCUGAAGAUGAAAUAAAAAGCUGCCUCUUUUACAGGGCUUUUCAGAGAGGAACAAGCCGGCUCUUUUCCCAGUGUUCAGCAACACCUGCUGUAAAGCCUUUACAUCACGGACGAUACCAAACACCCACGGGCAACGACGGCUACGCUUGAUCUACGAUGUAACAGAUAUCUGGUGCGACAGGGGGUAUGCGUUUUAUAAACUGAUUAAAAGCCUCACCAGGGUUACUCGUAUUUCAGGAGGCUUUCAGGAAUGUUAACAAUUAAAAUAUUUAUAUAUAUUAUUAACAAUUUCCCCACCUUUUUUCUGAGAACAAUUCUAAAAUAAUUUAAAUUUACUAGUCCUCAGUAAAUGCUCAGAUCUCUGAUAAUCUACCAUAAAACAAUCAGAGAAAGAAGAUAACCCUUUGUGAUUUUAUUAGGAAAUUCAGGGACUGAACGAGGACUUGGAGGUCUUGGGCUUCCUGGGGAAAUGAGUUAAAUGGGCAUAUUUGGGUGAACUCUAGAAAUUUAAAAAAUUGUCUGCUAGAUGUAACAGACGGUACUCACUAGAAAGAAAAUUAAACGCUUUCACUCCUUAAGGAAUAAUUCAGUGCCGAAGAGAGCAGGCACACACGCAAGGCUGCACAGCAGAACACUUUAAUGAGUCUGAAUUACCUGCCACUCAGCAAACCUACAAAUCAGCGAACAGAGGACUAACCCCGGAAUGUGUGUUACCUAGAAUAUUCCUUUUCGAAAAUACUGUAAAGCAUUUUUAUGAGAUUUGUAUUUGAUGUAUUACAAAGCUUAGCAAUUCUGAAGGAUUUUAACCGAGAAUGAUAAAACACGUGGUGGUUAGGAUUUAAAGCAGCAGUUUAGGAAAUGGUAACAAUUUUGUCAUUACUAAGAAGAAUACAAAAAUACACAUUAUGGGAAAGACUGUUUGUACUUAUUGUUUUAUGUAUUUGGAUUUAACUACACCUAGCAACAAACUUUAGUGAAGGUCACAGUAAAUGAAAUUUUUUUUAUAUAGCACAAGCUCCUGAUAUGAGGGAAAAAUUAGCAAAAUUUGUACUCAAUAUUUGACCUUGUGCAUAUAGAAAAUGGAUAGUCCUGUUUUCACAGCAUUUCCAUUUAAAAGAACAACUGCUAAAGCAAUGCCUGAGUUUGUAGUAGCUUUGCAACUCAGAUUUGCUAUAUACUUGUAGGGGGAAAAAAAGAUAGUUAAACCCAUUUGACUGACACUCUGCUUUUUUGAGACUCCAGUCCAAAAUAUGACCAUUCUUACCCUCCUUGAAUGCUGUUCACCUCUGGAUACCUUUAAUAAACUAGUAUUCUUUUUUUCUCACCACCCUGACAAGCCCCAGACUCCCACGGCAGAGCUGAAGAACGACCAGACCACGGCAGGAUGGAGGGCAAAUGCUUCCAAUGCACGUAUUUACCAAACAUAAAUUCUUCUCGGUCUUUUUGAGGCAGGGUUUCUC
Chinchilla lanigera (long-tailed chinchilla) is the source of this 2612-nucleotide messenger RNA. Its product is annotated as basic leucine zipper and W2 domain-containing protein 1-like. The transcript is spliced from 2 exons. The record is from RefSeq and is a predicted model, not a curated record. Bases 807 to 1157 code for a protein of 116 amino acids. Lineage: Eukaryota; Metazoa; Chordata; Mammalia; Rodentia; Chinchillidae.